This is a messenger RNA of Pelagomonas calceolata, 1000 nucleotides long. The record is from the annotation of a GenBank genome assembly. Lineage: Eukaryota; Pelagophyceae; Pelagomonadales; Pelagomonadaceae.
CGAAGAGUGGCCGCGGCCGUAUCAAUCGAUUUGGCCGGUUGUGAGGGCCUUGCGCGGCUGCUUGUGAUUGCUUAAGCCGCCUCGGCUGCGCCCUGCUCUCGCGCGCUGUCGAACGAGCACUGCUGAGCCACAACAAGACUUGGUCCACUUUUGCUCGGCCGCAGAGGCGCCGCAGCAAUGGAAACUGGGCAGGCGCCGGUAAGAAUAGCGAGGGCCGUAGAGACUGGCAGCAUCGACGAGGUAGAAGCGUGGCUCGACGGCGGCGGUGACCCCAACGCCUCGGGCCGGGCCUCGGGCCGGUAUCCACUGCUAUUAGGAGCCGCGCGGUAUGGCAAGCUAAGCAUGGUAGAGCUCUUGCUGUCGCGGGGCGCUGACAUCGAUGCCACCGAUCCCGUCGGGAGGACGGCCGUGUACCAGGUGCUGAACUACUGGGCCCCAUCACUCUUCACGUUAAAGCUGCUCCUUUCGCACGGCGCUGACGUGAAUUUGGCAUUACAUGGUCACCAACCCGGCCUUACCGCUCUGAUGAUUGGUACAGUGGGCGGUCCCGACAUGGUGCGGCUGCUUCUGCGCGCUGGCGCUGAUAGUGAGCAUCGCGCCCGUGACAGUCAUACGGCGGAAGAAUUCGCUCGAGCCAGAGCUCACGAAGCAAGCUCGAUCGUGGAGAGCGCCGAUUUCCUAAGGGACGUCCGCCUCGCCGGCAGCUGGACGCGUUAUUUCCUCCGGCCUCACAAAAGUCUGCUCGUGUUGCGCGCCCUUUGUCAUCGCGGACGCGCGACGUUUAGUGCCCGGACACCGGAGGUGUUCGUGCGCCUCUUCGGCGCGCCGGACGGCCGGCACCGCAAAUACACGAUGCGCGGCCGCGUUGAUCUCCCCGACCCGCUCUUUUGGCGCGUCCUGGAGUUCGCGCUCGGGACCGUGUACGACUAUCCCUGGGUUCGGCAGCGAGUCCGAGCGCGCGCGGCCCGCCGCGGCUGAAAGCUAAGUGUGUUCUCUGUUA